Messenger RNA from Phycomyces blakesleeanus NRRL 1555(-), 1785 nucleotides. RefSeq lists its product as hypothetical. NCBI's taxonomy places the organism in Eukaryota, Fungi, Mucoromycota, Mucoromycetes, Mucorales, Phycomycetaceae. Gene Ontology annotation, biological process: transmembrane transport. The record is from RefSeq and is a predicted model, not a curated record. The transcript has 14 exons. Gene Ontology annotation, molecular function: transmembrane transporter activity. The coding region runs from base 1 to 1785 and encodes 594 amino acids.
AUGCAGCCAGAAAACGAUGGUCACAAGUCAUCAGUACAAUCAGAAGUCUCGAAUGAUUCAACUGUCAACCACAAUAUCGUAACUGCUCCUAAUAACGAGCAAGAAAAAACACCCGCACAACCAGAAACACCAAUAGACCCAUUAGAAGAAGCCAGGUUACAAAAAGCAAAAAGAACAAAGCGUAUCCUGACAUUCCUUGGCCUUCAGAUAUCUCUGUUCUUGGCAGCUUUAGAUAGUACCAUUGUCGCUACAGCUCUUCCACGAAUUGGAUCCGACUUUAACAAAAUGGACAUUGUUUCAUGGGUUGCCACAGCUUAUAUCUUAACAUUUGAUGCCUUUCAGCCUCUUUUCUCAAAAUUCUCUGACAUUUUUGGUAGAAAGUUGGUUCUGAUUUUUGGGAUUUGUCUAUUUCUAUUCGGAUCAAUCUUAUGUGGAGCGGCAAAGUCUAUAGUUAUGCUGAUCAUUUUCCGUGCCGUAUCCGGCAUAGGGGGUGCUGGUAUUUUUUCCAUGGUAUUCGUAAUCAUAUCAGACAUUGUUCCACUCGAAAAAAGAGGCAGCUAUCAAGGAUUAAUUAAUGCAGUAUUUGCUAUGUCAAGCAUAUUUGGUCCUUUGAUCGGUGGAAGCUUUACAGAAUAUGUCUCAUGGCGCUGGAACUUUUAUAUCAAUCUACCAAUUGGUGGAGCUGCACUUGCAGUAUUGUUUUUCUUUUUAGAUCUACCUGUACCAAAGGGCAAGCUAAUCGACAAACUAAAGCGCGUCGAUUACGUAGGAACUGUUAUCGUUCUUUCAUUUUCCACUCUCUUCUUGUUGGCAUUGAAUUUCGGUGGCCAGGCAUUCCCAUGGAAAUCUGCUGCCGUAAUUGCGCCUCUAGUCAUCUCUAUCGCUCUUGUGGGUUUAUUAUGCUUAGUUGAAUCCAAAUUUGCAAAGGAACCAUUGAUGCCUCCACGAUUAUUUAAGAACCGGUCUGUUUUAGGCGCUUUGCUUACCAAUUGGUUCUUUGGCAUGUCGUUUUUGGGAAUGCUUUACUACCUUCCCGUUUACUUCCAAGUCGUUCGACAUGACACUGCCAUGUGGUCAGGAAUAAGACUGAUUCCCAUGCAAAUGAUUGUCUGCACUGUAUCUACUAGCACAGGAUUUUUAAUCUCAAAGACUGGAAGAUAUCGUCCUCUUUUAAGUAUUGGCUUGGCCUUACUUUCACUGUGUCUGGGUCUUUUGUCCCUUUUUGAUAAAAACACAAGCUGGUCAAGAGUAUAUGGUUUUACUAUCAUAGGAGGACUCGGAAUGGGAUGUAUGUUCGCUUCAUCAGUAAUUGCAUUACAGGCCGCUGUAGAAAAAAAGGAUAUUGCCGUCGUUACUGGCUUAGGCAGCUUUUCACGUAUUCUUGGUGGCGCGCUUGGAGUUGCAAUUGCAUCAACUAUCGUCAAUUCGACGCUCACUCAAGACCUACCACUUCGCAUACCAAGUGAACAAGCACAACAAGUACUUCAAUCAUCUGCUUAUGUCCACAAUGGUCUUCCCGAAGAAUACCUAGAUACUGUUUUGGAAGUAUAUACUGAAGGUCUUCAGUUGGUUUGGCAUGUCUUAACAGGCAUGGCCGGUGCAGGUUUUAUUAGUUCUUUGUUCAUAAAGCAUCAUGAAAUGCGCAAAAGAGGCCCCCCAAUUAAAGAGGAAGAGAAAACCCCGACAGAUGAAAUAGUUAUUCCACCCCAAGAGAAUAUUGAAGGAGCUGUGAUAGUGGAUGUGGCUGAUACGAAGAAGGAAGAACCAGCCAAAAGCCGUCUUUAA